This is a messenger RNA of Scleropages formosus (Asian bonytongue), 6565 nucleotides long. RefSeq names its product envoplakin a (gene evpla). Gene Ontology annotation, cellular component: cytoskeleton; cytoplasm; intermediate filament. Bases 122 to 6121 code for a protein of 1999 amino acids. The transcript has 22 exons. Gene Ontology annotation, biological process: wound healing; intermediate filament cytoskeleton organization. Gene Ontology annotation, molecular function: cadherin binding; structural molecule activity. The record is from RefSeq and is a predicted model, not a curated record. Lineage: Eukaryota; Metazoa; Chordata; Actinopteri; Osteoglossiformes; Osteoglossidae.
GCCAGGACAGGUAGGUCUGCUUUAACUCCGUAGUGUCCCGCGGAAUCACCUGCACUACACAGGAGAGAGGAGAGGAAGAGGGUGAAAGGAACGCAGCACCUGGUUUCACGACGCCGCCAGGAUGUUUGGAAAAAAGGACCGCAGCACAUUAAAGGUCUCCGGGAAGCUCAGCAAGACGCAGGCUAAUGACCUGGCCUUGCUGAUCGCGCGCAUGCAGAAGAGUGCAGAUCAGGUGGAGAAGGAUAUCCUGUAUGCCGAGGAGAAGCUGGCAGUGGACAGAGAGAAUUUGAGGAAUGAGCACCCCUUGCAGCACCAGCAGGAGAAUGCAGACUUCCUAGCGGAAGCCGAGGGUCUGCUGAAGGACUUGUACCUCGAUGUUGACAAGGCCAAGAAGAUGAAGCAUCCGCAGGCCAGUGAGAUUGAGAGCGAUGUCAGCCAUCUCCAUGACCGCUGGUUGAAGGACUGUGCCGAUUACCGGGAAAUUUACGAACUGAUGAAGGAGGUUGAAGUAUCUCCCAGGAUCGACUGGAUUCAGGUGCUCAAUCAGAAACAGAGGGAGGUGAAUGCAGAACAGUACGGCCCUACCGUGUCAGAUCUGGAGAAGCAGAUCGCUUCGCACAACAUUCUGCACAAGGAGAUCGAGGCCUACGGCACCCAGCUGAACGUCAGCUCUGGCAACUCUUCGGAGCAGUAUGCUGACAUCAGGAAACAGUACAAUAAUCUUUUGGACAACUCCAAGUGGAGGCGCCACUACCUGAGCAGCCUAUACGAUUACAUGCAGGGCUGUAACAAGGAGAUAUCUUACCUGGGUGAAGAGCAGAAGAAGAUCCUCAAGCAGGACUGGAGUGACCAGAUAGUGGAUCCGCAAGACGUCAGAAGACAGUACGAGAAUUUCAAGAACAACAGCUUGCUGGCCCACGAAAGUGAUGUGAAUACACUACAGGAUGAUGGCGAUCGACUCAUAGAGAUGAAACACCCUGCCAGCGGUAUUAUCGAGGACCACAAAGAGGCGGUGCGAAAUGAGUGGCAGAAAUUCCUCAAUCUGUGUAUAUGCCAGGAAGCCCAUCUGAAGAAUGUGGAGGACUAUAAAAAGUUCCAACUGGAUUUGGACAUGCUGAAUGACUCCCUCGCCAAACUCAACGCCAAUGCGGAUCCCAAAGCUCUUAGCAACAAGACCAACACUGAGAUCCUUCUUCAGCUCGAGGGGGAUGAGAACGCAGUGCAGAGGAGCGAGUUGCUCCUGGCUGACCUGAAGACACGCAGUGCCAACGUGGCCCCGCUGAAGCUGCGCCACACCAAGCUCAGCAAACCUGUGACAGUGGAAUCCCUGUGUGACUGGAGCAGCGGCAAGUCAUCAGUGACUCGAGGAGAGAAGCUAAUUCUGAAGUCCAAUGCGAACAAUGAGAACUGGCAAGUUCAGGCUAACAAUGGCGUCACCAAAUCCAUACCAGGAGUGUGUUUCACGGUGCCGCCACCAGACCUGGAAAUGACUGACAAAGUGAACAGGCUGGGUGCAGAUCUUGAAAACCUGAAGAAGAGCAGAGCAUCAGUGCAGGCUUCACUGAAGAACCCAGCCACAGAGGUCGUACGCCAACAGAAAUCCGGCACCAUGUCCAGCAGUCCAGAGAACCCCAAGGCUCAGGAAGCUGCUAGCCGCCUGAACAAGCUGGACAAGGACCUGGCGCAAACCAAGCAGGACAUGCUGAAGCGGAUGAGAGCCCCGCUUGACCGAAGUGACCCAGUAGGAGACCUUGCCAACCGCCUGAAGCAACAGGAGCAAUCAGAAAACGCUCUGAAGAACAUGGAGCAGGAGACGGCGGCGGCCCAACGUGCCGUGGAGCCCUUCCUGUCCCAGAAAUCCAGCGGUUCUACCUCCGCAGCCCUGCCCCUCAAAAUGAGCAACGUUAAAAACAAGCAGGAUGAGCUAGCAGCUCUCACUGAUCUCUACAAAAAGAAGGCUAAUGCCUCCCUUAACCUGGAGAACCAAAUAAAGAAGGUGGAUACCAUGAUCUCUGGGUUUGAGAAGCAGCUCUCUAAUGACAGUACAAUCCCAGACCUACCUAACGCCACCCAGACACGUACCCAGGAGAUUCAGAGGUUGCGCAAAGAUGUGGCCAGCAAGCAGGAUGAAAUGAGCAAGCUAAACAAAGACCUGGAAGCCACCGAGCAGCUGUGCAGCACAUUGCAGAAGAGCUACCAGGAGUACUGUCCUGACAUCCGCAGGCAGGAGAACCAGGUGAACUGCCUCAGGAAUCGCUACGCUACGCUCAGCAACCAGCUGCAGGAGAGGGAGCGCAUGUUACAAGAAGCAAGCAAAAAAAAACAGUCUUUCGAGAAUGCCACGCGGUCCCUGGAAUCCUUCCUCGACAGCUUGCCCGACAACAAAAUCAGUCCCACUGACAGCCUGUCUCAGGUCAACGCCAAGCAGACUUCUCAAAAGAGAGUAGUAGAAGACAUCAGGAGGAAGGGAGAUGAAGUUGACCAAAUUGUUGACCUGUCCCAGGACCUACAGACAGUCAUUACUGAAUAUGAGACCAACUCUAACAAGUUCAGCAACUCACUUGAUGAGUCUGUUGCCACAAACUCCAAAAGACUCCACUCAUCCAGCCUGGCUGACUCUGUGCGGAAACAGGAGAAAGCUCUGGUGAACCGUUACGCUGAUGUAUCUGCAAAGAAUGAGCAGCUGCUGAAUCAGAUGGGUUUGGCCAAGAACAUCAUCGCACAAAAUGAGGAGAAGGUAAAUCAACAAGUGGUGAAGCAGCAACUGCAACAACAGAGUUUUCAGAGGAGCCAGGAAGAGACCGAUGGUCUGAAGAAGAACCUGGAGGAAGAAACUGCCAGACGAAAUCAUACGGAGAGUACCUUGGACACAUUCAGAACACGCAUGAUGUCUCUGAAGAGUCGCAGAGGAGUAGAAAGGGUGGAGGAGAAAGAAGUGCUGCAAUACUAUCGUGAUCCCAAACUGGAGAGUGACCUUGAUCUCCUAAGAAACAAGAUCCAUGAGGAAUCCCUUAAGCGCUCCAGCACUCAAACACAGGUUGAAGUGACCAAUGAGAAGAUUGUCUUCAUAGAAAAAGAGCUGAAGAACACAAAGCCCAAGCUUGUGACUAAGGAAGUGACAGAGAUCGAAAAAGACCCCCAGCUUGAUGUGGAAGCCAAUAAGCUGAGAGAGGAGAUCCGGAGAUUGCGGGAUGAGCUUCGGACCAGAGAAAAUGAAACUGUACACAUGAAAACUGAGUAUACAAUUCUGCAGCAGAAGAAGCCAACUAUCAAGGAGAAGGUGGUGAAGAAGGAAGUAGUAAGACUGGAGAAGAAUCCAGAAAUGCUGAGAGCUGUAAAAACCUUUGAGACUGAAAUUGCAGAUGAAAGCCUGCGGUGCAAGGCCCUGAACGAUGAAAUCUUCCAAACUAGGAGUCAAAUCAAUACAUUGGAAAGAAUUAUUCCCACUGUGGAGCCAAAGAUUAUUACUAAAGAGGUGAAAAAAGUGGAACAGGACCCUGAGCUCAUUGGAGAAUCCAAGAGACUUCGAACCCUUCUGGAUGAUCAGAAGACCGAAAACAAUGCCAUAGUGAGGGAGCUAAAGGAGCUCCAGACUCGAUAUAUUCAAGUGGAUCAGUUGAAGCAAAAUGUGGAAAUCAAGGAAAUCAUCAAUGAGAUCUACAGGGUGGACCCUCAGACUGAGAUGGAGCUUGUGCGGCUAAGGAAUGAGAUACAAGACUCCACCCGACGCCGUGGUAACAUAGAGAAAGAAACUGAGUUAGUGAGAAUUGACCUUGCAUCACUACGUUCUCAGAAGCCCAAGGUGGAGACGAAGGAAGUUCUCCAGGAAGUAGUGAAAGAGGAGAGAAGCCCUGAAAUUAUGAAGGAAAUUCAAAGACUCAAUGAGCAGGUGUUCCGCUUGCAGAGCAGCUACGACAUAACCCAAGAUCAACUGCUUCACCUGCGCAAAGAAAGAGACGAAUGGAAGGCCGAAAAAUCCAAGGUGGAGACAAAACUCGUCACUAAAGACAUUAUUAAGUAUGAGAAUGAUCCACUCUUGGAGAAAGAGGCUGAGCGACUCAGAAUGGAACUGCGCGAGGAAACUCAACGGCGUCGUACCACCGAGGAAACGGUCUUUGACCUGGUGAAUAAGUACAUCCUGCUAGAGAGGCAGAAGCCAGAGGAGAAGGUGGUGGUGCAGGAAAUGGUGCGUCUACAGAAGGACCCCAGACAGAUUUUGGACCAUGAAAAACUAAACAGGGAACUGGAUGAGGAGAUAAAAUCCCGCAGACAGCUGGAGCUGGAGCUGCAGCAACUGAGAGCCCUGUUGCUGGAGAAAGAGAGGAGCCUCAGGGACAUGGAUGAAAGGCAGAAGAAGAUCCAGGUAGAGAUGGAACUGAGACAAAUAAAAGCCAGAAUUUAUGAACUAGAAAAUGCUCCACCACCUAUUGAAGAGAAAAUUGUGAUUGAGGAGGUCCUCAAGGUUGAGAGGGAUUCCAAACUAGAGAAGAUGAUCAAUGGCCUGCGUGCGGACUUGGACAGAGAGAGCAGCGAGAUCUUGCGCCUGAACAGGGACAUCAGAAAUGUUACUCUUAAACUGGAUAUCCUGCAAAAAGAAAAGUCUGUAGAAAAAACAGUUUACAAAGAAGUUAUUAGAGUAGAGAAAGACCAAGCUGUAGAAGCUGAGAGGGCUCACCUCAGAGAUCAAGCGACUCGUGAGAGAAAUUCCAGACGAGACAUGGAGGAUGAAAUCCAGAGGCUCAGCGACAAACUGAAUCGAUUUCACAGCACAAAGACAAAUGUCUCUCGAGAAGCCAACAGUGUUAUACAGAACAGAGACAACCUGCUGAAGGAGAAGGAGAAUAUUUUAAGGGAGCUGAGAACACUGGAGUCUGAGAGACAGGACACCACUAUAUCCUUCCAGCAGCAAUCCAGGCUGAUGAGUGAGAUAAGCCAGAAGAACAGGCAAAAAAGUAUUAAGAUGGAAUCAGAUGUGCAGCGCCUGGAGAGAGAGAUUCUGAAUGAAAAAGACAAAAUAAACAAAAGGGAGAAUGCUAUCAGGGAACUGCUGAAUAGCAUGAAGAAGGAAGAUAGCGCUGAGACGCGGACAAGUGAGACCAAUGUAUCCACUAAAAUUACCAUCUUAGAUCCAGAAACAGGCAAAGAUAUGUCUCCAUAUGAUGCAUAUAUGCAGGGGCUGAUUGAUCGCAACCAGUACAUCCAUCUGCAGGAGCUGGAGUGUGACUGGGAAGAGAUUUAUACCAUGGGUCCUGAUGGGGAGACCUCUCUGCUCCAGGAUCGCAAGAGCGGCAAGCAGUAUUCCAUCAAAGAUGCUCUGAAAGAUGGUAGAUUGACCCAGUAUGAUCUCCAGCUAUACAAGGAAAACAAGAUGCCAAUUUCAGAAUUUGCUCUUUUAGUUGCUGGAGACAAAAAGAAAACAUCCUUUAUUACCCCACUUAAGAGCUCUUUAACUUCCAUCUCUAACACCACCAGGAGAAGCUCACCCAGUAGUAAUGAACAGUUGCCAAUUUGUGGAAUACGCGAUACUUCCUCUGACACUUGCAUGUCCUUGAGAACUGCCAUGGCCAGCAAGUUGAUUGACACCAACACAGGCCAGAAGCUGCUUGAAGCACAGGCAGCCACUGGGGGAAUCAUAGAUAUCGGCAGUAAAGAACGCUACUCAGUUCAGAGGGCAGCAGAACGCGGGCUUGUGGAAGCAGGUCAGCUGCAGAGACUACUCAAUGCUCAGAAGGCCUUUACAGGAAUAGAAGACCCUAUUACCAAGGAGCGCUUCUCAGCAGGGGAAGCAAUUCAGAAAGGCUGGAUACCUAAGGAUAGUGGCAUGCGCUACUUGGAGGCGCAGCACCUGACAGGGGGACUGGUGGACCCAAGCAAAUCUGGCCGUAUUUGUCUCACGGAUGCCGUUAAGCUUAACAUGAUUGACAACAACAUGCUCAGAGAGCUCCAGGAGGAGUACUACUAUGCCAAAGACCUAGUUGACCCCAUUACAAAGGAGAAGCUCAACUACAAACAAGCUUUGGCUCGCUGUAAGAAAGACCCCGCCACAGGCCUCUUGUUUCUACCAGCUGCUGAGGCCUCCUACAACCCAUCAUAUUCCAGCCACCAAGUCUCAUAUUUUUAGACUUAUUCAUAGGCAGAUCAAAGAACAUGCUGAAACAUGACAGAGCAAUUACUAAAAAGAUAUUCAACACAAAAGAUGCAAAGCAACACAAGAAAUGACCUGCCUCAGGAAGUUCUACCAAAAUUACUUUGCUCAUUUUAGGGUCACGUUAUUGCUGCUGAGCUGCUUCUACUUGUUCAUGUAAUUCUUUCGUUUUAUUGUGAAUCUUAUUUAAAUUGCACAAGCAGCAUUUCUGUUUGCGAAAAAACAUUACGCGCUUGACCUUAUCUGGAACAUUUUUUACUGCAGUACUUGGGUUAAAGGGCACUGUUGACAUAUUAUUCACUCAUGAAGCUUUGCUGAUAAAUAUCCUGAAGUGUGGAAACUAUAACAUUCCUUUUAACACUAUUUUGUUUGAUACUGUAUUAUUCUACGCAUAUCUCAAUUAAAAUUUACAUGGCUCAA